CCCCAAGAAAACUACCGUCUUAUCUCUCACACUUUUGAGACACAAGAGCACAUAGUGGCCGCCACGGCCUCCCCCUCCGCUACCGGCACCACCACCAACUAGUCGAAAUGAGAACCCCAUUUUUCUUAUCUUUCCUUAUUCUCCUCCUUGCACUAAUUUCAACCCAUGCGAAAAAUCACAAUGCACCAAGAAAGGAACUCGUCCGGACAUCUUGUGCCCAUGCUAGUUACCCCGCGAUAUGCCUCCGAACCCUCUCCUCCUACUCCGGCGUCGUCACCAACUUGAGUGAUCUCGCCAAGGCGGGAGUGAAAGUCAGCCUCUCUCGAUCGAAGGCAGCAUCAAAUUUCUUGGCCCAACUUAAGAGCCAAAGCAAGAAGGAGCAAGGUGCUGUACGCGACUGCUUAGAGCUAAUAGGGAACUCAAUGGACGAGCUGAGCCAAACCCUGUCGGAGCUGCAGAAACUCCAGAGUGGCGAUUUCCGGUGGCACAUGAGCAACGUCGAGACAUGGGUUAGUGCUGCCUUGUCUAACGAUAAUACUUGCCUUGAUGGGUUCAAAGAGGUUGAAGGAUAUAUUAGGUCUGAUGUGAAAAGAAAGAUUACUAACGUUGCUAGGGUUACUAGUAAUGCACUUUACCUUAUCGAUCUUGUCGACCACUCCCACGGAAAAACAGCAGAUAUCUCGACUGGACAUAAUUAAAGAAGAAAAAUGUACGCAUCUAGAAAUGUUCACACUUCGGUCUUCUUGGAUUCUUUUGCACUGUUGAUGGUUGUAGUGCCUAUAUUUAUUUAUUUUUAAUAAAUAAUUAUUAAUUAUUGGUUCUUGAA
Molecule: messenger RNA, 826 nt
Organism: Olea europaea var. sylvestris
Lineage: Eukaryota; Viridiplantae; Streptophyta; Magnoliopsida; Lamiales; Oleaceae
Product: pectinesterase inhibitor 3-like
Exons: 1
Coding region: 108-698 (196 amino acids)
Biological process (GO): negative regulation of catalytic activity
Molecular function (GO): enzyme inhibitor activity
Source: RefSeq, a predicted model, not a curated record